This is a messenger RNA of Daphnia pulicaria, 2195 nucleotides long. RefSeq names its product protein spinster homolog 1-like. Bases 186 to 1880 code for a protein of 564 amino acids. Gene Ontology annotation, molecular function: transmembrane transporter activity. The transcript is spliced from 11 exons. The record is from RefSeq and is a predicted model, not a curated record. Lineage: Eukaryota; Metazoa; Arthropoda; Branchiopoda; Diplostraca; Daphniidae. Gene Ontology annotation, cellular component: membrane. Gene Ontology annotation, biological process: transmembrane transport.
UGUUUUUAUCAGACGACGUUAGUUGUCAAACGCGAAAGUCAAAAUACAAAACUUAUUCCGAAAAGAGUUGAUCAUCCUCCCCUUAUCAUUUCGCAAUCUGUGGCUUCACUUAGUUCUUCGUCGCACUCAAGCCACGCAAACUCUCUUUCGCUUUUGAAAAAGUUCAUUCUAGUCAUCUCACGAAAAUGGCUCUCCGAUCAAACAGUAGCAGGAGAACACCCCGUUUCGAGGAGUCUGAGGAUAGUGUCACAGAACCGUUGAUCUCUCAGACUAACUUAAACAUGAAUCCAUCUGAUAAGUCGACGAAAUUGUCCACUUUUUUCACUUCAAAGCAGAAUAUUUACAGCAUUUAUGUUUUGCUACUAUUUCUGAUAACUUACUUGUUGAAUCAACUUGAUCGUUACAUGCUGGCCAUAGUAACGAAACCUUUAGCACAGGAAAUUCAUUACGGAGAUCAAGGAUGUAUGACCAACACCUCAGCCACGUUUCCAACCCCACAAGUAGUGUGUCAAAAGCUGACCAAUGAAUCUAACUGUACUCAAUUUCUGUACAAUGAUACAACUUUUGGAGGUUGUAAAUGGGACUACACUGGACAAGGUUUUGACUAUCAGAUUCUUGCUGGACCAAUUUUCAUCUUGAUUUACACGUUUGCCGCUAUCCCUGUUGGUAUUGCAGCUGACCUCUAUAACAGAAAAAUUCAUACUUAUAUGCAGGUACUCCUCGGCAUCAGUCUAAUUUUUUGGUCAGUGUGUACCCUCUUAUCUGGAUUUGUUACCAGCUACUGGCAAUUGGCUCUCUUGCGAUUCGGCUUAGGACUAGGAGAAGCGGGAUGCACUCCGUUUGCGACAUCAUUAAUUGCCGAUUAUUUCGGCCAAGAGUUGCGUGGUCUGGCCAUGGGCGUCUAUAACUGGGGUAUUUAUACAGGGUACUCCCUGUCUUACGCCCUUGGCAAUUUCAUCACCGAUGCCAAUAUCAAUAACCAAGGAUGGCGCUGGUCUUUUAUCAUCGCUGGAAUUCCAGGAAUUGUCAUUGGUUUUAUCAUUUUAUUGACGGUCAGAGAACCGAAACGCGGCGAAAAAAAUGUACCUUCAACGGUGAAGGUAGAGGCUUCUGUUGGAAACGCUGCGCCUUCAACCAAAGAAAAAUUCAAACAGAUGUUCAAAUUGAUACGACCGUCCUUGUUGUUGUUGUGCAUUGCAAGCUCUAUUCGUAACGCUGCUGGCUAUGUUUGGGCCUAUAACACGCAAGUGUACUUCGAUGGGCUCGGUCAAACUCCGACUCAGAUUGGCACUUGGAUGUCUUGGAUCCCGGUUGUUGGCGGUUCGAUUGGUGUUGUCUUUGGCGGUUUUAUUUCUGACCGAGUUGUUAAGCGAACGGGACCUCAUGGCAGAAUUUGGGUAUUAGCAUUGAGUCAGAUCAUUUCGUCUCCUUUCGCUGCGGGAGUCCUGUUUCUUGAUCCACCUUACUGUUACUUUAGCCUGCUACCUAAUUACAUUAUCGGCGAAAUGUGGGUAGGUGUAGCUCUUGCCGUACUGGUUGAACUUGUGCCAGCCGACGUCAGGACUACUGCUGUAGCAGCUUACUUUUUCAUCAUUUCGAAUAUUGGUGGAAACAUGCCUCUUUUAGUGCCUCCCGUCAAAAAAGCUUUCAUCGACGCUGGUUAUGGAGAGGUUGAUUCUUUGCGGAAUACCCUUUACCUGUUUUUCCCCGGAGAAUAUAUUUUGGGUGCCUUACUAUUUCUCGUCUCACUGGUUGUUCUGCAACGUGAUAUUGAGUACAUCAAACAACAGCAGGAUAAGAAAAUUGAAACUAAUGAAGGAUCCCAAUCUCAAUUGCCCUCUAAUUAUGGAAGCGCAUCGACUCUGGCUACCGAUGACUGAAUCAAUCGCCAGAGAAACCUAAUUCGAUAUAAAGCUUCUAUAAUCGUGCUUAGCCCUCAGAUUCACGCGUAAUAUUAUGUUGGUUUUUAUUUGUACGGAAUGGAAUGCGCGCAACUAAAAAACUUCAAAGAACAUCUUUGUUUUCUCUGAAGAAAUGAUGGCAUCAUAAGUAACUGAAGGUAACGGAAAGUAAUUAAGUUAUAUGGUAUUAUUUCCAGGAUUAUAUUUUUAUAGUACUAAACUUAUUGUAUCAGUUAUAAUUUGAAGAUUAUUUUAGUAAAGAACAAGUUUAAAUUAAAUUAUGAUCUUAUCGCA